AUGGCCACGAAUGCUCACAGCGAAGAGCCCGACUAUCAACCUUCCAUUAAUUUGGCUUCUAAUCGGCCCUAUUCAUAUUCCGAAGCCUAUAUUCCAACCAUCACUGAGCAAUGCCACGCCUCGAAUCUCCUUCUUCUCCCUAAUGGAGACUUGCUAUGCGCUUAUUUUGGCGGCAGCAUUGAGGGUCGACCAGACAUCUGCAUAUACAUAUCGCGACUUCCAUCAUGGGAGGCUGCGUGGAGUCCAGCAAUAAAAAUGACCCACGAUCAUACUAGAAGCGAGCAAAACCCUGUCCUGUUCCAUAUUCCAUCCACCGUGGAGAUCAGAUUGCUCUAUACGUCUCAAGAUGCUGGGAACCAAGAUUCAGCAGUCGUUAAACAGCUGAUAUCAUCCGACAAUGGAACAAAUUGGUCAGAACCUGCAGUCUUAUUCGGUGAUCGUGGUACAUUUAUUCGUCAGCCAAUAAUCACGCUCAAAGAUGGGACAUGGGUCGUCCCUAUAUUCAAAUGUCGUGCUGAACCCGGGGAGCGGUGGCUAGGGAGUGACGAUAUCUCAUGCGUCCGUUACUCCCGAGAUAAUGGCCAAACAUGGUCCGAAAAAGAAAUUCCGAACAGUUAUGGGUGUGUGCAUAUGAAUAUUCAGCAACUGAAGAACGGCUCAUACCUCGGUCUAUAUCGGAGUCGCUGGGCAGAUAAUAUCUAUUUGUCAACAUCUCCCAAUGGACUUGAUUGGAGCGAGCCAAAAGCUACCAUUCUACCCAAUCCCAAUGCGGGAAUAUGCUUCGAUGUCUUGCCCUCUGGUCGAGUGGUUCUUGUGUAUAAUCACUCUUCGAAGGAGGAUGCCAUCGGUCGACGAGAUGGACUGUAUGACGAUAUUAGUGACGGUACCGACACUCGUAGGAACCAAGUGAACAAGCAUGGGAAAGAGGCGUUCUGGGGUGCUCCUCGAGCACCAUUAUCUGUUGCCUGGAGUGAUGAUAAUGGAGAAACUUGGAAAUGGAAAAAGUUAGAGGAAGGUGAUGGUUACUGUCUGACAAACAACAGUCAGAAAAGACUUAACCGUGAGCUCUCCUAUCCGAGUAUCCUUGCUCAGGAAGGUGUGUUCCAUAUUGCUUUCACCUACUGGAGACAGAGGAUCAAGUAUGUUAGACUUAGAGAAGACUUCUUUUCAUAG
Penicillium angulare is the source of this 1173-nucleotide messenger RNA. RefSeq names its product sialidase family protein. NCBI's taxonomy places the organism in Eukaryota, Fungi, Ascomycota, Eurotiomycetes, Eurotiales, Aspergillaceae. Bases 1 to 1173 code for a protein of 390 amino acids. The transcript has a single exon. The record is from RefSeq and is a predicted model, not a curated record.